GUCACGAGACAAGAACCGAUGAAAAAGACUGGCCGAGAUGGAGCGUUUUUGUCUUUGUGCGCGUAUUUCCUCUUUUUCAGUCACUUAACUAAAUCGAAGUUUUGACGACGUGUCGGGCAUUAGCUACAUUACGGACGCAAACAUCAGUCUUAAAGUCUCGGCACUCGUUGAAGUUUUGCUGCCUACUUUAGCUUAGCCUAGCUGGCCACUGGCCGCUAACAAAGCGGUGAGGCAUAUCGUCAGGCAUUUAGAAAUCAAGUGGGGAAUAUGUUUGCGAGAACUACACCCGCUGCAGAAAAGUUCCAAGAGGAUCUUUGUGGAGUGAAAGAGGAGCCCCCACGUCCCCAAGAUUCGACAGUGAGCAAAAAAAUGCCCGCAAAGGUUGUUCUUCCCAGAUUCGAAGAUCUAUAUGUCAGCCAAGCCCAUCGACUUGAGAACCAGGAGUCUGCAUGCGUCAAGGGGGAGGAGGAAGAGUCGCCACACAUCAAGGAGGAGGAAGAGUCCGUUCACAUUAAAGACCUAUAUGUCAGCCAAACCCAUCGUCUUGAGCACCAGGAGUCUCUAUGCGUCAAGGGGGAGGAGGAAGAGUCCCCAUACAUCAAGGAGGAAGAGUCCGUUCACAUUAAAGGUUUCAGAAAAUAUCUUUUUGCUGAGCCAGAAUCUCCUGGCAUUAAAGAGGAUGUUGAGCUCCCCCAAAUCAAAGAGGAGGAGGAGGAGCCAGAGCCCUGUCAUCAGAAGGAGAGAGAAGAGCACCUUCCAAUCAAAAAGGAGGAGGAGGAGCUGCCAUAUGGUAAAGAGGAGGAACAUAUUACUAGGUUGACUGGUGAGCCCUUGAAAAGUGAAGAUGUUCUGAGUGAGGCCAGCAGAGGGGCGGAGCCUCCAAGCGAGGGGAGUAGGAGCAGCUCAACAGAAGGAUUGCAAGCAGACAUUGACAUUCCUCCAUCAGACAGAGAUGGCGCCAAGUCACACUCACCUUACAAUGAUGAUGGUCAUAUGACAUCUCACGGUGACAACAAAUUCUGCAAAUGCUCUCAGUGUGGUAAAACCUUUGCUACUAAGCAAAGCUGUUGUAACCAUAUGAGGAUCCACACUGGUGAAAAGCCUUUUGCCUGCUCAGUUUGUGGUAAAAGAUUCCGUUGCAAUAUCACCUUAAAAAGACACACCAGAACCCACACUGGCGAAAAACUUUUUGCCUGCUCAAUUUGUGAUCAACGAUUUAGGCACAACAGCAAUUUGAUAUCCCACACAAGAACCCACACUGGUGAAAAACCUUUUUCCUGCUCAGACUGCGGGAAAGGUUUUGUUCAGGCGGGAGACUUAACAAAACACACAAGAACCCACACUGGCAAAAAAACCUUUUCCUGCUCAGUUUGUGGUCAAAGAUUCACUCAAAAAGAUAGCUUGAAAAUACACAGAAGAAUCCAUAUGGGAGAAAAACCUUUUCCCUGCUCAGUUUGUGGUAAGAGUUUUGUUUAUUCGGGAGACUUAACAAAACACACAAGAAUCCACACUGGCGAAAAACCUUUUUCAUGCUCGAUUUGUGAUCAAAGAUUCAGUCAGAAGCCACACUUAAAACGACACACAAAAACACACACUGGCGAAAAACUUUUUGUCUGCUCAGUUUGUGGUCAAAGAUUCCCUCAUAAAGAUAGCUUGAAAAGACACACAAGAAUCCAUACUGGAGAAAAACCUUUUACCUGCUCAGUUUGUGGAAAGAGUUUUGUUUAUUCGGGAGGCUUGACAAAACACACAAGAAUCCACACUGGCGAAAAACCUUUUUCCUGCUCGAUUUGUGAUCAAAGAUUCACUCAGAAGCCACACUUAAAACAACACACAAAAACCCACACUGGUGAAAAACCUUUUUCCUGCUCAGUUUGUGAUCAAAGAUUUGCUCGGAAGCAACACUUAAAGCGACACACAAGAACCCACACUGGCGAAAAACCUUUUUCCUGCUCAGUUUGUGGAAAAUGUUUUGUUCAGUCGGGAUACUUAACAACACACACAAAAACCCACACAGGUGAAAAACCUUUUUUCUGCUCAGUUUGUGGACAAGGAUUCACUCAAAAACAAACCUUAAAAAGACACAAAAGAACCCACACUGGCGAAAAACCUUUUUCCUGCUCAAUGUGUGGACAAGGAUUCGCUCAAAAACAAACUUUAAAAAGACACAAAAGAACCCACACUGGUCAAAAUCUUUUUCCUGCUCUGUUUUUGGUCAACGAUUCACUCGGAAAGAUCGAAUAAAGAGACGUGUGUGUUGAUGUGCGAAGCAGUGGCGAAUGACUGUUUUGCAUGUCAUCUUCAUCAGAUUUUUUGCCCGUAGGACGAUUGUGUUCUGUAGAGCUUCCUUAAAUCCUGUUGAGGAGUGGCACUUUUGUUGCAAUGCUUUGUCCAAUUGUUGUAUGAUGUACAUCCACCCUAUUCCCUAAACCUCAGCUGAUCGAACACUCUCAAGUUUGUGUGCCUUCUCAGUGGUUUUUCUUUUCAUUCCAGCACAUGACUCAGCUGGAUGGGCGGGACUGUGCAACACACGUGUGACACAUUAGGAGCGCAUAUUCUAUAAACACUCCUAUCACCAUAUGCGAGUGUCGGACGAUUGGUUAGUUUGUUGUACUUUACUUGUUUACCGUAUUUUUUCGGACUACAAGUCGUACCUGAGUAUAAGUCGCUCCUGCCAUAAAAUCCCCAACGAAGAGAAAAAAAACAUAUAUAAAUCGAACCGAUAAUAAGUCGCAUUUUUGGGGGAAAUUUACUUGAUAAAAUCCAACACAUAGAACAGAUAUGUCAUCUUGAAAGGCAAUUUAAUACAAAAAUACAAUAGAGAACAACAUGCUGAAUAACUGUACAGUGUACAGUGCAUGAACAACGAAAUGCGAAUAUACUGUCCUCACCAGGACGCUACGGCUCGGUCCUGGCUAUACAGCGAACUCCCAAAUGACGAUGCUGGACGUCCGUAUAAUUUGCUGAAUCAAUUUGGUCCUUGAUACCAAACAGGUUCACAUCAACGUAAAUAAAUGAUAAUUAGGUGCUUUUACAGCAAUGAUAUAACCGGUUAGCAUGCGUUCGCUAGCAUUAGCAUAUCGUUCAAACAACUAUACAACUAGCUCUAAGUGAUCGCGGGUGGAAAACACACAACAACAGAAAAGAUGAUACACACAGGUGUUGCCUCUGUGGAGAUAUUUUAAAAGCAUAAACAAUGAAUGUAGGUUUGCAGCCAUGUCUCUCUCUCGCUAACUCCCCCACUCACUCACAGCUACAUAGCUGUCAGUCCUCUUCUGGCGUGUGAGCGCUCUUCUUCACGUAAACAAGUGCGAGUGCGCCCCCACGUGGGCGUGAAAGCGCCACAAACGAAAAGCAUGCAUUUCAAUGUAAAAAAGUCAAUAAUACAAUUGAACACACAUUGCCAAAGGCAGAACAUGAACGUGGCCAUAGCUAUUAAGAGUUAUUCAGAUAACUAUAGCAUAAAGAACUUGCUAACAAGUUUACCAAACCAUCAGUGUCACUCCAAAACACCAAAAUAACAUGUGAAAUGAUAUCAUAAUGUGUCAAUAAUUUCACACAUAAGUCGCUCCUGAGUAUAAGUCGCACCUAGGCCUGUCGCGAUAACAAAUUUUAGUGAGCGAUAAAUUUUUGCGAUAUGCGAUAUUAUUGCGCCCCACCCAAAAAAUAGUUUUUUAACCGAUUUACAAUAACACAGUGAGAAUACAGUAUAUAUUAAUCGAUCAAGUACACCCAUUUAAACGCAAUAAAUGUUUUCUUUUAAAUUCAAAAAUCCCUUUUAAGAAAUCACAAAAACAAUUGACCAUGCCUCUUUCAAGUAAAGACAAUAUUAACACAACACAGAAACACAUAAUAAAUAAAUGAAAAAAAAUUUUUUUUUUUAAAUUUUGCACUUAAUAACUAAGGCAUUUAGGCACAUAAGUAUAAAGUUGCAGUAACAGUAAUUGCACUUCAACAACAACAGAGAACAAUAGACUAAUUAAGUUGAAGUAACAAAAAUUUGGCUCUAAAAGGUAUCAAAUAACACUAAACAGAGGUAAAAUGGUCUCAUUUCUUCAGCAAUGUAGCAGACUUCACUUUCCGUGAGGGAACGCUAUUUUGCGCGGUGUCGUCUGUAUUUCUCACAUCAGGCGAACACCUCUAAUUGUCAAUUAACGCGACGAGAAGGCUCCGCUUGUUGCGAUGCAAUUUUCCUACUAAGCAGUGCAAACUGCAGAGUGUGAUAAUGUUUCAAAUGAGCAUGUAGAUUUUUUCUGUUAGCCAUCUUUGUUGAAACAACCUCCAGAAACAUUUUGCAGACUGGUUCGUCCUCUUUCUCACUCCGAUCAUCAUUUCUGGGCGCCGACAGUGCACUCGGCCCUGCCUCCCUCCAUUGAAUGACGGUCACUCAAGCUCAAAUAUGUAAAACGAACAUACCCAGAAGUCAUUAAAACAGAGUGAGUCCUCAUCGCGUAGUUGGCAACAAGGAAGCUCAACUUUAAAUAGCACUGUCAAGCACGUCUGCCACACAUCUGUCGCAAGCAUGCGCGCACGCACAUUCACGCAAGGCGAUAAAUCGCAGCGGGAAAAUUACUGUCUUCAUUUUUAUAUACUGCGCGAUAAAUUGAAUUAUUGCAUAUUGUGACAGGCUUAGUCGCACCCUCAGCCAAAAUAUGAAAAAAACGCGACUUAUAGUCUGAAAAAUACGGUACUUUGUUUUUUGCCUUUUCUGGCCAUCGACGCCUUUCCCUUGGUUCUCUCGCCGACUCGGUUUGUGCCUCUUUUUGUUUGUAUUUCUCACGUGUUCUGGGGUGCUCCCUUGUUAUUUUAGUUAUACUACUCAAACUUCUUCAUCUGUGUUGGAUCCAUAUGAUACGGCUCGCCGUUUCAUGACAAAGUUAAGUAGCAUUAUAUCGUACUCUCCCUUUCAAACUACACUUUUCACAUUUAAUAUUUGAAACAGAAGACUCCAAAUUCCAAAAAUUCAAAAUCAUUCAUAAAUACUGUCAUUAAAUAAAUAUGGAAAGUUAGAAUAUAUUGUUCAAUAUUGCAAAAAUACUAAUUAUAAAAAGAUAAAAAAAUAUUGUUGUAUAGAGUUCAUUUUGCCUACACUUAUAUAUUCGCCAAACCCUUUCUUUUAUCCCAGGCAAAUAGUAGGUAGUUUUAUUUACCUGACAUGUUUCGGCGGGCACUUCCGCCUUCGUCAGAGGGUCACUGAUGUUGUUGUGACGCGUCUUUAUCAGCUGAUGGAUGAAUGAAGGCGUGACUCACCUGUCAGAGUGACAGGCGAGUCACGCCCUCUGCUGCCCAUUCACUCUUCCAAGAUGCUGUUCCAGGUCGUAGAGAGCAUGUAUGCCCCCUCGUCCCUGUUGAUGGUCCUCGGGCCCCGCUUGCGGAUCUCAAUGGCCUCCCUGAUCCAGCGCUGAUGUUUGUUUUCUUCAGUGCGGAUGACUCUGGCCUUUUCCCAGUCCAUGAUGUGGUUUUCCCUUUUGCAGUGAUCGGUGAUGGCUGAUUUGUGAUGUUCUUGUUGUGAUUGUUCCUUUAUUGCCCUUGUUUGUCUCAUUGUUGUCUCCUUUUCGCAUUCCUUCUUGUGUUCUGUUUUUCUUGUAAUGAAGCUCCUCCCUGUCUCCCCGAUGUAUGAUUUAUUGCAUGAUUUGCAUGGGAUUUCAUAUAUUGAGUUGCAUUUGUUUUCUGGAUGGAUUUUGUCCUUUGGGUGGACCAAUAUCUGGCGGAGUGUUGUGUGUGGUUUGACCGGUGUGUUUAUGUUGUAUUUUUUCAUGACCCUUUGGAUACGUUCCGUGACUCCCCUCAUGUACGGCAACGUCACCAUAUCUGUGUGUUCUUGUUUUGUUUGUUUUUUCCUUACCCCCUGUGUUGUGUUGUUCUUGUUUUUGACCUGUGCUGCACCUUUUUCUAUUGCCCACUGUGGAUACUGACACCUUUUUAAUGCCUGUUGUAUAUGUUUUUCUUCCUGUGUUCUGUCUUCCGGGUCCGUUAUUAUUGUCAUAUGUUCGUAUAGUGUUCUGACUACUGAUAGUUUGUGGAUAGUGGGGUGUUCCGAUGUCCAUAGAAGGUAUUGGUCGGUGUGUGUGGGUUUCCUGUGUACUUUUAUUUUGAUGUCGCCGUUGUCUGUGUGAUGUAUGUUUAUGUCCAGAAAGGCUAUGGAUUGAUCUAUUUCUUCUUCAUGGGUGAAUUUGAUGCUGCCGGUGGUGUCCAUGGUGUUGAGGUGGUCUGUGAGUCGUUGUGUAUGUCCUGUUUUUACUUUUUCCAGAAUGUCAUCUACGUAGCGUUUCCAUAGUGUGGGUCUGUAUUCAUCCGGAGCUGUCGUGAGUGCUUUUUGUUCUAAAUCCUCCAUGAAAAAACCGCACAUGAUGGCAGACAGUGGGUCCCCCAUGGCGAAUCCUUCUUUUUGCCUGUAAAUUGUGUUUCUAUAUUGGAAGUAUGUGGAAGUGGCGAUGAAAUGAAGUAGCUGGGUGAUGUCCUGUACUGUUAAAUUUGUGCGUUUUUUGAGUGUUCUGUCUGCAGUUAACCUGUUGUGAACUAUAUGUAUAGUGGCCUGUGUAGGUGUUUUGGUGAAGAGGGAAAUGACAUCAUGUGAUAUGAGCAUUUCACCUUUCUGUACUUUUAUGUUUGCGAGUUCUGUGGCAAGUUGUUUUGAGUUUUGCAAUGUUGAUCUGUGAGUCCCAGUAAUGGUUUUAUUAUUUCUGUGAGUGCUUUUGAGAGGUUAUAUGUUACUGAUCCUAUGCUGUCUACUAUGGGGCGGAGAGGUGUACCUGGUUUAUGGAUUUUUGGUGUGCCGUAGAUCCUGGGGAUGAUGUUUGCUGUGGGUAGUAAGUAGUUGUACGACUGUUUGUCUAUUUUCUUUUCAUUAAGUAAUGGUUUGAGUAGUUCUUUAAGUUUGUUCUUCUUGUUUUCAGUUGGGUCCUUUUUUAACACCUCAUAAGCAUCAUCCUGUAGUAACUGCUGCAUCUGCUUUUCAUAUGUGUCCGUGUCCAUAAUCACUACUGUUCUGCCUUUGUCUGCUGGGAGGAUUGUGAUGUCUUUAUUUUUGGAUAGUGUCGCGAUCGCUCUUGCUUCCUGUUUGGUAAUAUUGCUGGGUGGUGGUUUGGCCGUUUUUAGUAUUCCUGCUAUUUCAUUACGUAAUGCUGCUUUUUGUCCUGGGUUGUGUAUUUUUUCGCAUGCUAGUUCCGUUGCUAAAAUAAAUUCCUCCUGCGGUAUCUUUUUGGGUGUGACGGCGUAGUUGAGUCCUUUUGACAAUAUGCUGCGCUCGGCCUGCGUGAGAUUAUGUUGUGACAUGUUUUUAAUCCAUUUAUCGUUAAUGUGUGUGUGGUCCGGUUCUGCCUUCUUUUUCUGUGCAAUGAGUCUGUCCAGUUUGCGGAUGUGUCGGCAUUUGGUGGUUGUGAAUUCUUGUUCGUGUAUAUUGUCCAAGUGUGCGCGUAUUGUUGCUACCUUGUUGUUGUCCAGGGGAAAUCGGCGUUCAAACUGCUCCGUUAACCGCUGUAGUUCACUGUUGAUGUUGUUGAGUUUACUGGUUGUGCAUCGUAUCGGUUCUUUGACCAGAGUCAUCCGCACUUUUCUGAUAAUCCGCUCCGCGUUCCUGGUUGGGAUCGGGUUCUUGAUGUUCAGGCUAGCCGGUAUAACUUCCUCGUCCCGGCAGCGCAGGUUGAAUUUCAGGUGGUUUCGAUAGCGCGCCCGUUUUCUCGUCAGCCUUUCUAGGAGGCGAAACUCCUUGACGCAAUUUUCGCCAUAACUUUCUCUUAAUAGUUGUAUAGAGUUCAUUUUGCCUACACUUAUAUAUUCGUCAAACCCUUUCUUUUAUCCCAGGCAAAUAGUAGGUAGUUUUAUUUACCUGACAUGUUUCGGCGGGCACUUCCGCCUUCGUCAGAGGGUCACUGAUGUUGUUGUGACGCGUCUUUAUCAGCUGAUGGAUGAAUGAAGGCGUGACUCACCUGUCAGAGUGACAGGCGAGUCACGCCCUCUGGUGAGAUAUAAAAAAUAUUGGCUCACAAAUUAGUUUUUUGUGAGGGGAAUAACUUUACCUUGGCGAAAAAUGAAUUUUUACUAUACAAAAACUGUGCAAUGUUCUAAAAUUCAAUUUGAGGUCGAAAAUGAAGAGGGUUAUGAUGAUAGUUCUAAAAUAGUGCCCAGUGGGGAAAUGACAGCUGCAGAUUUAGACUGUGGAGUCCAGAAAGGAAAUCUUUGGUGUCUUCAAAUAGGUAGGAUAUGUUUUGUUGCCAUAAUAUCUGUUGUUGCUGUUGAGCUUCCGGCGUGCAGAGCACUGUUGGCUAUUUAUUUUAGUGUUGUGAAAAGGGGGAGUUAAACUAAGGCUUAGUGGACCAUUUAGUUUUUACAUGUGUUUGUGUGUUAUUGCGCCAUCUAGUUGGGGGGGUUUGCACUUUUAUUUCCAGCUCCAGAACGAUAGGUGAAGUAGAACACGGUCUUUGUAGUAGCCUAGUAGUAGUACGUAAACUAUCCGGCAUGCGUGUUGUAGAAAUAUAUUUCCAUUUAUUCACAAUAAUCACACAUGAAAAAUGCCACUUUUCUAACAUAUUCACACAGGCCCCUUUUGUCUUUUUACCAGUGUAUGUAAUUUGAUCAGGUGCGGGGGGUUUUACAUUCUAAGCAAGAGACCCUCCCCAGUGAGAAGGGAAGAAAAAGUGUAGGAGCUGAAAGGCGGAGGGCACUUUUUCUUUGUCUCCUGGUACCAGUAAUGUCUUGUCUUUUCUGUUUGUCUUUAAGUCUAAAUUCUUUGUUCUUUUUUAUUCCCGAAUUCUGUGUCAUCAUCUCCUGUUUGUUGUAAGAAUAAAACUACAUGUAACAAGGAUAAAUCGACUCUUUUCCUUCAGUGUGUACUGCCAUCGUGCACGCUUGGUAUGGAGAAAACACGCGAGCAUGACAAAUUUAGAUCGAAACAGCGGUUUUUGGGAUGACGAUGGGAAAAACUAAAACAGAUCCUCAGCACCCACUGCUGUGACUUCCAGCGCCCCGUACCAGCCCCGCUGAUGAAAAAAUCUCGACUCUGCUUCGAACUUUAAAGGGUAUGUCAUGCCCUGGGAAAAUGUUAAUAUUCCAUCAUUUAUCCAUAAACGCAUGCCUUUUGUAUUCAUAUCAUGCCACUUCGUGUAAUUACACACAAGAAAAUGAGAGAAAUUUGGCUCGAUUGUCAAGCUAAAACGACCGGCGCCCGAGAUCUGGCAGAUUGUGUGCGUGACGUCACGACAAGUGAAGAGAGUGCCACCGGCCACUAGGGGGGCAGCGCCUGUCUGCAUCAAUAUAAUUCCUUCUAGUGAGGGGAGAAUUAGGGGUGUUUUGAGCUGUUUAUGCUGAUGCAUUGUGUUCGUCCUGCACAUAUUCCAGGUUCCCUCAUGAAGAAACACCCCUCGUUGUCAAUAAAAGAGAAUUCAGAAUUGACAGUGAGGGGUGUUUCUUCAACAAGAAAAAGGCUCAGUGCUUUAAUACUGAAUGGCGGCGAUGAUGGCAGACAAUUUCGUUUCUAGUUUCAGCGAUGAAUCCGACGUAGAAGGACGUAACGAAUGUUCAUCUAAUGGUGACGAGGAGAGUUACGAAGCUUUAAUCGGUGUUUUAGGUUACCAAUUUGAGCCCAAACGAACGCCAAUGCAGCGUAAUGAAACGGUCAUUGCGGGGAGCAAUGACACUGAUGAAACAUAGGCAGCAGAUCGUGUGGGAAACACCAAUGAUUUGUUUUGCAUUUCUUUUUGUGAAGCUGAUACAACGUGACUGCAAAAUAAAGGAACGCAUAGAAUAAUUACCAUUUAUUGCUCUAUCAUAGCUUUUCGCUCUGCCAACAGACACAAAUAUGAAUGGGAUCAGAGGAUUUGUUCUAUAUAUUUUACGAACGAUAAUUUAUACAUAUGUCCAGUCCUGUAUCCAAUGCGUGACAUUUUUUUAUUAAAAAAGAGUACUCACUCUGGCCAUUUCGAGCUUGGCUGCUCCCCUCCUUUGCUUAGCCUUAGCCUCCUUUGCCACUCAUCGUCCUCUUUCUUGAUAUCACGGGACAUUUAGGUAGCUGCGCGUGUAUGGUCAGCACCGCAUCUCCUUUGAGCAGCAAUCUUUUAACAAAACCCGAUUUCACUCGUCCAUAGUUCGAGAAGCUUUCAGGUGGAAAAUCCGCACCACAGAAAAGCGUGCCGGAGGCUGUGUCUAGAAAAUUAGCCCUCUUUGCACGGACGAACUUUACCCAUUGUCUGCGUAGUCCAGCUUUUUUUUUUCGCGUUCGGGAACUCAUGGAUACUAUAUUCCGAUAAAUAACUAUUUGUACACCACAUAGCACAGCAGUUUUGAACCAUUUUUGUGAUGCUUUAAUUAAACAAACCCCAACGCUACUCUCUCGUCGUUAAAAAACAAUGGCACCUGGCUGCGCCUCGACUGUCAAUCACUUGUCGUGACGUCCCCGCCCUAUUCGGCUGUUUCCGGAACACUUUCGGGAAUAUUCGUCAUUUUCGAUCUAUUUUUGAUAAUUGCUCAUUAAUGUGAUUGAUUUUUUUGUUAACUUUAUCAAUAUUUGUUAUCUUGGCACAUAACGGUUCUAUUGAUGUCUCACACCCCCUUUGCCGCUACAUACCAUUUAAAGUGCUUGUACCUCACCGCCCUCGUUUAGUUUUAUUCAAAAUUAUUACGUUUUAAUUCAGUCCAUUACUAUGGAGAUAGAAUAGUGCCAAAAGAAGUGAAGUUGUAAUGACAAAUUUUCACUUGUAAAACAAACAAACAAACAAAAUUGUAUUCCCAGAUUUUGCGUUGUAAAAUAAACAUGAAAAAACAAUGUAAUAAAUUGUUCUACAAGUUGUUUUUUUCUGUUUGCAAGGGAGUUUUUUUGUUUUACGGAUGUUUUUCCUUUGCUACGGGUUAAAAUUAGCCAAUUCCAAGUGUACAAGUUUUGUCACAUUCUUGUUGAGUUUUUGAAGCCAAAAAGUUGCCUAUAACCUUGUUGUAAAAAAAAAAAAAUCCCUGUAAAAUUACAAAUUUUAACUUGUAAAACAAGAAAAAACAACCUGUAUUCCCAAAUUUUGCGUUGUAAAAUAAACAUGAAAAAACACAAUGUAAUAAAUUGUUCUACAAGUUGUUUUUUUCCGUUUGCAAGUGAUUUUUUUUGUUCUACGGGUGGUUUUUCUUUGCUACAGGUUAAAAAUAACCAAAUACAAGUGCACAUGUUUUGUCUCUCCCCUGUCGCGUUUUUAGAGACAAAAGUCACCUGUAUCCACUGAUGAAAAAAACUUGUACAUCCAAAUAAUCUGUUGUAAAACACAAUCACAAAAAUACUACUCCAAGUUGUGGUUAAAAAAAAAUAGACGUUUGUAGAGGAUGAUGUUGGAUGAGUCUUUUGGCUCGUGAGUAGAGCUCGUGUCUCAUGUUCGGCCGCUCGUGUCUCUCGUGACUCUCUAGUCCACUGCCGGAAAUGCGCAUGGCUAAAUAGUUCCCCCCAGGAACACAACAUGCCCCACACAAGUUCCCUAGGUGAAUUCUGUGGGUGAAUCCCACACAGGACGCCAGGCGUAACCCGAUUUAAUGGAACGGAAUGGUCGGGUUGCACGGCCGGGGCACCGGUGGAAGACGACCGAAUGGACGAUCAGUAGGACGUCCAGGUUGCCAGGUGUGGGAUGACCGAGUAGGACGAUCGGGAGGACGUCCGGGAUGCCAGGAGAUGAACGACCUAGUGCGACGAUCAGGAGGACGUCCAGGAUGUCAGGCGGUGGAUGACCGAGUACAAUGGUCGGGAGGACAUCCGGGAUGCCAGGCAAUGGACGACCAAGCAGGACGAUCAGAUGGAUGUCCAGGACGAGGCGCGCCUGUCCGGAGAAGCGGACGCUGAGAGAGCCGACAUGUGUUGCUCAGCCGCGUCCGAGUAUGAGGUUGAGACGUGCGACAUGCAGCGCCACCCAGUCAAGGCUGUAGACAAGGGAGACAUUCAAGUGACUUUUGUUUUCGAUUGAAAAUAUAUACUUUGAUUGAAGGAACCUUUCUUUUGGAUUGACUAAGACAUACACAAAUCUACCU
Molecule: messenger RNA, 11991 nt
Organism: Corythoichthys intestinalis (scribbled pipefish)
Lineage: Eukaryota; Metazoa; Chordata; Actinopteri; Syngnathiformes; Syngnathidae
Product: gastrula zinc finger protein XlCGF57.1-like
Exons: 4
Coding region: 268-2244 (658 amino acids)
Biological process (GO): regulation of transcription by RNA polymerase II
Cellular component (GO): transcription regulator complex; PcG protein complex; chromatin
Molecular function (GO): DNA-binding transcription factor activity, RNA polymerase II-specific; RNA polymerase II cis-regulatory region sequence-specific DNA binding
Source: RefSeq, a predicted model, not a curated record